This is a messenger RNA of Carya illinoinensis, 1903 nucleotides long. Its product is annotated as endoglucanase 17. The transcript is spliced from 8 exons. The record is from RefSeq and is a predicted model, not a curated record. NCBI's taxonomy places the organism in Eukaryota, Viridiplantae, Streptophyta, Magnoliopsida, Fagales, Juglandaceae. Gene Ontology annotation, molecular function: hydrolase activity, hydrolyzing O-glycosyl compounds. Gene Ontology annotation, biological process: carbohydrate metabolic process. The coding region runs from base 90 to 1619 and encodes 509 amino acids.
AGAGUAAGAGACUUCCGUUUCACAGUGCGGCUUUGCAGGUAGGUUGUUCGUUGGUUGGUUGGUUGGUUGUUUGCCUUGGGCAGCCCAAAAUGGCUUUUUCCGUUUCCUCGUUCACUGUUCUUCUCCUUCCUUGCUUCAUUCUCUCUUUUGUGCUCUGCAAUGCCUUUCCUGCCCACCAUAACUUCCCUUUCCACCACCGCCACCCUCGCUUUGCCAGUCACAAUUACAGAGAUGCUCUCACCAAAUCAAUCCUCUUCUUUGAAGGCCAGAGAUCUGGGAAGCUCCCUUAUAACCAGAGGAUCACUUGGAGGGGGAACUCUGGGCUCUCAGAUGGCUCAGCUAUGCAUGUUGAUUUGGUUGGAGGGUACUACGAUGCUGGGGACAAUGUGAAGUUUGGGUUCCCUAUGGCUUUCACCACCACUAUGCUUUCAUGGAGUGUUAUUGAGUUUGGUGGGUUAAUGAAAGGCGAGUUGCAGAACGCCAAAGAAGCCAUUCGCUGGGCUACUGAUUACCUUCUCAAAGCGACUGCACAUCCAGACACCAUUUAUGUCCAGGUGGGUGAUGCUAACAAGGACCACGCUUGUUGGGAGAGGCCUGAAGACAUGGAUACCCCGAGAAGUGUGUUCAAGGUCGAUAAAAACUCCCCUGGUUCUGAUGUGGCAGGUGAAACAGCUGCUGCUCUUGCAGCCGCUUCAUUGGUUUUCAGAAGAAGUGACCCAACAUACUCCCGGCUUUUGGCCAUAAGGGCAAUAAGGGUGUUCGAGUUUGCUGAUAAGUACAGAGGAUCUUACAGUAACGGGUUGAAGAACUUCGUGUGCCCCUUCUAUUGCUCUUUCUCUGGUUAUGAGGAUGAGCUUUUGUGGGGUGCUGCUUGGCUGCACAAGGCCACCAAGAAUCCGGCCUACCUCAGCUACAUUCAAGUUAAUGGACAGACCCUUGGGGCUGCAAAUUUCGAUAAUUUCUUUGGUUGGGAUAACAAGCACGUUGGAGCGAGAAUUCUUCUCUCUAAGGCAUUUCUUGUCCAAAAGGUUCAAUCCUUACACGACUACAAGGGUCAUGCAGAUAAUUUCAUCUGUUCUAUCAUUCCAGGGGCCCCUUUUUCAUCAACCAAAUACACCCCAGGUGGACUUCUGUUCAAGAUGAGUGAUACCAAUAUGCAGUACGUGACCUCCACUUCAUUUCUGCUCUUAGCCUAUGCCAAGUACUUGACAUCUGCCCGCCGGUUUGUUGAUUGUGGUGGAAUCACUGUCACCCCGAAGAGGCUCCGGACCCUAGCGAAACAACAGGUGGACUACCUGCUCGGAGAGAACCCAUUGAAAAUGUCCUACAUGGUGGGGUAUGGUCCAAGGUACCCACGAAGGAUACACCACAGGGGCUCAUCACUGCCAUCGAUUGCUUCACACCCAACCAAGAUCCAGUGCUCCUCGGGUUUCAACUUCAUGAAAUCCCAAGCUCCCAACCCAAACAUCCUGGUGGGUGCAGUUGUGGGUGGGCCCGACAAGAAUGACAGGUUUCCAGAUCAGCGACCCGACUACGAGCAGUCGGAGCCAUCAACUUACAUUAACGCACCCCUUGUAGGCACACUGGCUUAUCUUGCUCAUUCAUUUGGCCAGCUCUAGAGAUCCUUAUAGCUCCAGCUUGUUAGGUGUCUGUUUUAAUUGCUACCUCUAUUACUACAAGUAGUUGCAAGUCUCUGUAUUCCUCUGGUGGUGCACAUGGUAAACUGGUUAUAGUCUCAAGACUGCUCGAGCCCCAAACCUUGAAGCACAAUGGUCAAGGGGUGGAUAUUAUUUAAUACAGUAAUGUUAUUGGCAGUUUUCUUCCAUCGUGCCAGCAACGGCAUUUAUGUGUAAAGCGUGGAGUUUAAAAUCAAAAUAGCAAUGUUCAAUGCGUUGCUUUUUAA